AUGGAGCUGCUGAUCCAGGCGAGGAGACAAAAUCAUGCAAUACCCCAGAAUUUCAAAGGUCACCUUACAGUAGCCGGUCUCGCAUUCGAUGUUCCAGUUCCAUACUUCCAGAGCACAGAAUACAACAGUGAGAAUCAAACACUCUCGGAUGAGCUGUGGGAAAGCUUGAGUCUCGAUGGCAUGGUUAUUGCGCCAACAAAUGAAUGGAUUCAAGAAAAAGGCCUUCCUGAAUCAUGGCCAUUUCCUUGGGAUCCAUCGAAUAGGAGAAUCUACUUCCUGAAAGUGUAUCAUCAUAUUCACUGCCUAAGAAUCCUACGAAGGUCAUUUAAGAAACUCGGUUCUGGACAAGGAAACUAUACAGAGAUGUCUCACCAUGUGGAGCACUGCCUCGAUACGUUGCGACAGGACCUCAUGUGCAAGGCUGAUGAUACCCCUAUGCCAUCGUUAAAGCACUUCAAUGGAGCUGGUGAGGGUCAAGUAAUGAAAUGCAAGAACCUCGAGAAGCUGUUCGCUUGGGCAAAGCAUCCGGAUCGUGAUGCUUGCUAUAGACGACUCAGUGAAUUUGACCCACCUUCUAACACUAUUGAGCGGUAUGCAUUUUGCUCACCGGACAGUCAAUAUUUCCCAAUCAUGACUCAAUACUUUGAAGAAUGGGGACAUUCAUGA
Penicillium malachiteum is the source of this 666-nucleotide messenger RNA. RefSeq lists its product as uncharacterized. Lineage: Eukaryota; Fungi; Ascomycota; Eurotiomycetes; Eurotiales; Aspergillaceae. The record is from RefSeq and is a predicted model, not a curated record. The transcript has 3 exons. Gene Ontology annotation, biological process: mycotoxin biosynthetic process. The coding region runs from base 1 to 666 and encodes 221 amino acids.